AAGUAGUAAACUAGAGAAAAGCAAACAGUUUCGUGUGUGUUUUGUACUAAAUCCAAGCAAGUGACUGAACAAAAUGAAGUGCUUCACAACGAUCGCAAUGCUCGUCUGCCUGGCUGCCUGGACACAAGCCGAGCCGCCAGUCCAGAAUCAGUAUCUGCCGCCCAACCAGUCGCCCCAGGCGCCAUCCAACAACUAUCUGCCGCCCACACAGAACUAUCAGUCGCCGGCCAACAACUAUUUGCCUCCUCAGCGCGGCGGCGGCGGCGGUGGCUCGGCACCCAGUAACAGCUAUGGCGCACCUCUGCCACAGAGCCAGUAUGGCGCACCCGGCCUCACCGGCGCCAUCUUCAAGGGACAGAACGGCGGCGGCAAUGGCGGCUAUGGCGGCGGCAACGGCAACGCCGGCUACGGCCAGCGCGACGAGGAGCAGUAUGGCCCAGCGAAGUACGAAUUCAAAUAUGACGUGCAGGAUUAUGAGUCUGGCAACGACUUCGGUCAUAUGGAGUCGCGCGAUGGUGACUUGGCCGUCGGCCGUUACUACGUGCUGCUGCCCGAUGGCCGCAAGCAGAUCGUCGAGUAUGAGGCCGACCAGAAUGGCUAUCGCCCAACCAUUCGCUACGAGCAGGUGGGCAAUGGCAACGGCAACGGACGCAACGGCAACGGCGGCUACGACAGCAACGCGCAGCAGGGCAAAUUCAAUGGGUAUCAGUAAGGCUAA
Drosophila hydei is the source of this 718-nucleotide messenger RNA. Its product is annotated as pro-resilin. The record is from RefSeq and is a predicted model, not a curated record. Lineage: Eukaryota; Metazoa; Arthropoda; Insecta; Diptera; Drosophilidae. Gene Ontology annotation, cellular component: extracellular matrix. The transcript has 2 exons. Bases 74 to 712 code for a protein of 212 amino acids.